UACAAAACCACCAAGUUUGAAUGCAAUAUAUUCAUGGAAGGAUAAAAAACGUCACUAAUACACCUAGUUAGAUGAAAACGACAGACUUUAUAUUUUUGGUUGGUCACGUCGUCCUCAUCUUUUGGCUUUCACCAAGGUCACUGUGAACCAUUUGAACCAUUUGAACUGUGCGAAAUUAUUUCGAAUUUAUGUAUGACCUUGGUUUUCAUGAGUUCCGUAGAUGAGCAGAAGUUUCCAGACCGGGGUUUUGAAUCUCCAGAAUACGUUGAGGACGAUGAAUAUUCCGACUUUGUUCAGACUUAUGAGUCAGUACUUCAGAGAAGAGUUUCUCGUUGGGAAAAGUAUUUCUCUACCCUUCCACCCAAAAAGAGUGCGAGAUUUAAAAGGUUCUGUCGGAAGGGAAUACCGGAUCACAUUCGCCCAACAGUUUGGAUGCAUCUUUCUGGAGCUUAUGAACGAAUGGAAGCUAAUCCAGAUGCCUACCAAAUAGCUGUUUCCAAAGCACCCCCAACACAUAUUUGGAAUGUUAUCUUGGCUGAUGUUCCCCGUACCUUUCCAGAAAACAAACAUUUUCAAGAUCCAGAUGGCCCCAGUAGUAAGCUGGUAUCGUUAAAAAGAGUAUUGUCUGCCUUUGCAGUUCAUUUUCCAAAGAUCGGUUAUUGCCAAGGUAUGAAUUAUAUAGCAGCUGUACUCCUACUCGUUCUUGAUUGUCCACCAAAUGAGAGAGAAGUAAAAGCGUUUUGGUUGUUGGAUGCAUUGAUUAAUCACAUUUUACCAAAAUACUAUUCUUCUGAUAUGUUAGCUGUACGUGUUGACUGUAUGGUAUUCAAUCAGUUGUUGAAAGAUAAAAUUCCCACAGUUCAUAAAAUAAUCAUGAAUUCAGGUAUCACUUGUACAUUACUUGCAACAAAAUGGUUUAUAUGCUUAUUUGCUGAUGUAUUGCCAAUUGAGACAACAAUUCGUGUUUUCGACUGUUUAUUCUAUGAAGGGGAUAAAGUACUCUUUCGUGUAUGUCUAUCAUUGGUCAGAUUACAUUAUAAAGAUUUAAUUCAAUGCAAUGAAUUUCCUAUCCUGAUUACAGCAUUUCGUAACAUGUGCAAAGAUAAACAAACACUAUACUGUCACCAGUUUAUUGAAUCAAUGUUUCGUUCACAUGGUUCAUUGCCCAAAUCAAAAAUUGCUAAACUUCGUAGUCAAUUUACACAACAAAUAGAAAAUGAUACUGGUGAUCCAGAAUAAUUUGUAUGUAUUAUUCAAUAUUAAAUGAAUAGUUUAGAAGAUAUUUUUUAUUGUUUUCCUAUCUAUUCACACUCUUUUCAUGAUAUACAUUCGGCUUGUUCAACAUGUGCUUUAAACUCAAUUGAUUCUAAUGAAUUAAUCUUGUUUGAAACAAGUUCAUAUUAGAAAUCAAUAUUGUUGUUGAUCAGUAAAUGAGAUGAUCGACAGUUUGUAGUUUGAUGAAAUCAUCUAUAUUGUCAAUGUUACAUCAUAAUUCCAUUGUAUUAAAGAAUAAUGAUAGUGAUAUACACAGAAUUUAAUGAUCAUUCAAUAUAAGUAAGUAGUACUGCAAAACUGUUUAUCAUUUUUCGUUAUUUGUUUGUUUGUUUUCAUGUCAAUAUGAUUCGCAUAUGGAAAUCAAACCUGUUUAUUGAAAUAUUCUAUUUCCAAUGUUUACUACCUCUUGAUAGAGCAAUUGACUAAUUUAAUUUGUCUUUACAGAUGACUUUAUUGUUUUCACUUUUAAAAGAUUAUGAUACAUAAAUUUGUACUGAAGUGUUGAAGAGUAAGUACACUGGUCUAUAAACAAUUCUUCAUGGAUGUGUUUGUUUUUUCUUUUCGCCAAAAAAAUGACAUUAAAGCGGGUGAAGAACGACAACAAGUAAAAGAAGAAGAAGAAGAGUACAUAUUUUUAUGUUAUCGUUUAUUUGUACUUUUUUGUUUACUUUGUGUACAACCAGUAUUUUAAUUGAUGAUGUCUUUCAAUGAUAGUCAAUUGUCUUUUUGUUUUCUUUUCUUUUCUUUGUUUCUAAGAGAUGAUCUCUUCAUUAAGUUAUUUAUAUUAUCAUUCUCUUAUAUUAUGAUAUAAUAUACAAAAUAUAAUAGAUCUUAAUAUGCAAUACAUAUAUAUAUUGAUUUAUUUUAAUAAAAAUGUUUAUCAUGUGCCUUCAAUGAAACUAUUAUUUAUUUCUAGAUAAUUUGAUUAUUAUGUGUGAACGGUUCCGUUUCUGUGUGCUGCUUAUGGUAGAUUGUUUUGCGUGUGUGUGUGUGUGUGUCUGUGCAUUGUGAAAACUCAUAAAUCCUAUGUAUUAUCCCCUUUAUUGAAAUACGCUUUUAUUUAUAUUAAUAAUACUACUGCUAAUAAUCAUGAUAAUACAGUGCAUAUGUAUAUUGUGUAAUAAAUUUUGUUGAUCUGA
This is a messenger RNA of Schistosoma mattheei, 2414 nucleotides long. NCBI's taxonomy places the organism in Eukaryota, Metazoa, Platyhelminthes, Trematoda, Strigeidida, Schistosomatidae. The record is from the annotation of a GenBank genome assembly.